This is a messenger RNA of Papilio xuthus (Asian swallowtail), 2616 nucleotides long. RefSeq lists its product as uncharacterized. Bases 328 to 2598 code for a protein of 756 amino acids. The record is from RefSeq and is a predicted model, not a curated record. Lineage: Eukaryota; Metazoa; Arthropoda; Insecta; Lepidoptera; Papilionidae. Gene Ontology annotation, biological process: DNA integration. The transcript has 2 exons. Gene Ontology annotation, molecular function: nucleic acid binding.
CAACAUAUGGUCCUUCAACCGGCAAAGAAAGAAGAAAAUACAGCAAGAGGCUUCAUGACGACGGCCACAGCGGAGGACAUAGGAACGUUAUUUGUGAGUCUGUUCCAUAUUAUCAUCAUAUCUCCGUCCUUUGGCCCUUUGUAUGAGACAAAUACUCGUUGUUAUAGUUUUUGUUUUUUUUUCUUGUUUACACCUAUUUAUCGCAUAGUCGGCGUGCGCGCAUUCAUCGCCCGUGCAUUCGAGGCGACCUUUGGACCCUUAAACUAUUUCAGCAUACCGUGCGCAACUUAUUUUUUUACAUAACAUAUUUCUUUUUCCCUUAUUAAAAUGAGUGAUGCACGAAGCAAAGAUUUAAUUAAGCUCAGAGGAUCAAUUAAAGGCAAAUUAACCAUUUUUCAAAAUUUCUUAAAUACUUUAGAAAGCAUAAUAAAUGUAAAUGAAAGUCAGUAUAACGAACUCGACUCCCGUUUAAAUAAAAUAGACUGUCUGCAUAAUGAUUUUGAUAAAUUUCAGACGGAGUUGGAAAUGUUGUCUGACGAUCCCAAUCAAUUAAUGUCGGAACGAGAAGAAUUUGAAAACAAAUACUUCGCAUUAGUAUCGACGGCACGCACAAUAAUGAACAAGUAUCAGCGCGACCGGCAGCGCGCGAUGUCAGUGUCCGAGUCGAGCGAUGGGGGAGUAGACAGAGAAGUGACGAGUCGCGACUUCGUUCGACUUCCCAAAAUUGUAAUCCCGGAAUUUUCAGGGAAGUUUAAAGAAUGGCUCAAUUUUAGAGACACAUACAUUUCAAUUAUACAUUCUUCAACUCAAUUAGGCGACAUUAACAAAUUCCACUAUUUAAAAUCUGCUCUCAAAGGCAGUGCUUUGCUUGUUAUCCAAAAUUUAGAAUUUACGGCAAAAAAUUAUGCUAUUGCCUGGCAAUUAUUAUCAAACAGAUACGACAAUGAACGUCUUUUAGUAAAUCAACAUAUGAACGACUUAUUAAAUACAGAGAUUAUUCAAAAAGAAUCCUGUCACGCCUUAAGAUCUUUAGUAGAUAACAUAAACACAAGUCUAUGCGCACUGAAUUCUCUCGGACAGCCCACCGAUCAUUGGGAUACUAUAGUCAUCCAUUUAAUGCUCCGUAAACUAGACAGUACCACAUUUCGCGAAUGGGAACAACAGAGAAAUGCAAUCACAACUUCGCCUACAUUAAAACAAUUUUUAGAUUUUUUGACCAAUCGAGCAGAUUUACUGGAAGCUAUACAACAACAAGAAUUUCAAAGACAUUUAACAACACAACAUUUACAACCAGUUCAACAUACACAACAUUCAUAUAUUUCAAAAGAUUCAAAUUUAAUUAAAACAAAUUACAAUGAAAAUAAAAGGACAAGUUGUCCAUUGUGCAAACAAAAACAUUUUUUAUUCAUUUGUGAAGACUUUAAAAAAUUAGAUGUAGAUUCACGAAUUGAAAAAGUAGAAAACUUUAAUAUCUGCAAAAAUUGUCUAAGACCAGGACAUCGUGAAAUUUUUUGCAAAUUAAGUCAUUGUAAAUACUGUACAAAAAUGCAUAACACUCUUUUACAUAAAGAUAUAGAAGUUUUUAACACGGUAGCCUUAUCUUCCAACAUAAAUACCGAUCAUAACAAGUCCCUCAUACUGCUUUCCACAGCUUUGGUGAACGUUGUCGCGGUCGACGGGAAGCUGCAUCCCGCGCGACUCUUGCUUGAUAACGCAUCCACUGCGCACUUCGUGACGCGUCACCUAUGUGACAAGCUCGGCUUAAUGCGGCGUCACGUAACCUCAUCUGUGACAGUCAAAGCCUUGCACAUCGAACUCGUCACGGAUCUGACGACAGAGGCUUUCUUGGCAGCCUUUUUUCGCUUUACUUCUCGCCGAGGACUGCCAGCUACAGUAACGUCAGACAACAUGACCACCUUUGUCGGAGCUGCUAAUGAGGUCGACAUCUUCUUUAAAACCUAUUCUAAGGACAUUCAGUCUGAAUUAGGUAACCGGGGCAUUGAGUUUCAAACAAUUCCUCCCUAUUCCCCUCACUUUGGAGGAUUAUGGGAGGCAGCUGUCAAAUCUAUCAAGUACCAUCUAAAACGAGUCUUAAGUUUGACCCACUUAACCUUCGAGGAAAUGUCGACUUGUCUCGUCCAAAUAGAGGCCGUCCUAAAUUCUCGUCCGCUAACUCCCUUGUCCACAGAUCCCGCUGACCUCUCCUGCCUUACACCUGCUCAUUUCCUCAUUGGACGCUCACUCUUAACCGUACCGCGUCCUCCAAUUGGCGAUGUUAAAAUAAACUGCCUCGAUCGGUACCAAAGAGUACAGAAGUUAAAGGAGCAUUUUUGGGACAGAUUUUCACUUGAUUACGUUCAUCUCCUGCAACAACGCGUCAAGUGGCGUGCACCUUCUACAAACUUACCUCUUGACACCCUUGUACUAGUACGCGAGAGAAACCAGCCUCCUCUACUCUGGUGCCUAGGUCGAGUGGUCGGCGUACAUCCAGGACGCGACGGCGUCACUCGAGUGGCAGAUAUCAAGACUAGAAAGGGAGUUAUUCGGAGGGCUUUUAAUAACAUAUGUCCUUUGCCUUCAGUUUGCACUCAGACCUAGAAGUCAAGCAGCUAUGUU